Messenger RNA from Prorocentrum cordatum, 1825 nucleotides. NCBI's taxonomy places the organism in Eukaryota, Dinophyceae, Prorocentrales, Prorocentraceae. The record is from the annotation of a GenBank genome assembly.
CCCGCGGCGAUCCAAGCUAGACCCCUUCCGAGGGACCUGUUUUUCAUCCCGAGUCGUGUUGUGACGGUUCUGGGGCCCGUGCUCCCCGCGCGAGCGCAGCAGGGCCCUCCCAGCCAGGCAUGGGUUUCAUCGCGCCGGACGCGGGCGGCGCCGACGCCUUCGUGCACCGCAGCGACCUGUCCGACGGGCAAAUGCUGACCGUCGGCUCCACGGUCAGCUUCGAGGACGGGUUCGACAGCACGAAGGGCAAGCGCACCGCGAAGAACGUGGUGGGCGCGGUCUACCCGGCCGGGAAGGGCGGCGGUGGUCCGCCGCCCCCGGCUGGCAGCGUGGGGACGGGCGCCAUGCUCAGCGGGGUAGUGAGGAUAUGGAAGGAGGAGAGGGGGAUGGGCUUCAUCGCGCCCGACUCCGGCGGGGACGAUGCGUUCGUGCACCGGAGCAACCUGCUCGACGGCCAGCGUCUGCAGGUCGGCUCCCAGGUGACGUUCGAGGAUUCAUGGGACGCGGCGAAGAACAAGAGGGCGGCCGUGAACGUCACCGGCGCGGUGCCCGACGGGGCCGCUGGGGUUCCGGCCGGGUACGGCGCGGCGCCUCCCCCUCCGACCGGGCCGCCCCCGCUGCAGGCAGCAUACGGGCAGGCGGGCUCCAGCGCACCGCAGGGGGGAACGGUCAAGGCGUGGAUCGAGGAGCGGGGCAUGGGCUUCCUGAGACCAGACGCAGGCGGCGAGGACGUCUUCGUGCACCGGAGCGCGCUGGCGGACUCGGAGUGGCUGGUCGUGGGCGACGCGGUGGUGUUCAGCCAGGGCUGGGACGCGGGCAGGGGCAAGAUGCUGGCCACGUGGUGCUCGGUGGCGGCCGCCGUGCCGGGCCUGGCGGAGAGCGGCCCCGCGCGCGGCGCCCCGCCGCCGCCCCCCGGCGGCGGCCGCGGUGGCGUGGUGACGGGCGUCGUGAAGACGUGGAUCGAGCAAAGGGGCAUGGGCUUCAUCAAGCCGGACUCCGGGGGCGACGACGUCUUCGUGCACCGGAGCGACAUUUUGGACGCCCAGUGGCUCGUCGAGGGCACGCCAGUGCAGUUCGAGGAGCACUGGGACACCGGGAGGGGGAAGAGGAUAGCGCGGAGGGUCUGCGGGGCCGGCGGCGCGUCCGGCGGUGCGGAGGGGCUGCUGGACGGCGUGAUGAAGAUGUGGCUGCCGGAAAGGGGCUUCGGCUUCAUCGUCCCGAGCGGCGGGGGCGACGACGUCAUGAUCCACAUCAACGAGGUCUCGCCGGGCGCCGCCCUGGCGCAGGGCGUGCGGGUGCAGUACACCGCCGUCUGGGACCCGGCGAAGGGCAAGAUGAAGGCGACCAGCUGCGUGCCCGCCGCGGACGCGCAGGGCGCCCAGGGCGCCUACGGCGCCGCCGCCUGCAGCGGCGGCAAGGGGGACCCGCCGCCGCCGCCCGGCGGCGACGGCCCGUGGGACAACCUCUUCGUCGCCGGCCUGCCCCAGGGCAUCGCCGAGGACCAGGUCCGUGAGAUGUUCGGUCAGUACGGCAUCGUCGCCAACUGCCGGGUCCUGGCCAGCAACGGCAAGCCCGACGCCGCGGCCCUGGUGCAGAUGUCCGACCCGGCCGCCGCCGAGUGGCUGGUCGAGAACCUGAACGGCAACAUCCCGUCUGGCAUGACGACUCCGGUGCGCGUCAGCUUCGCCUCCAAGGGAGGGCACUGCAAGGGCGGCAAGGGCGAAGGGGGCGGCCGCGCCCCGCCCUACGGCAAGGGCUGAGGGCCUCCUCCUUUUCCUCCUCCCUCCUCUCUCCUCCCUCCUCCCUCCUACCUCCUCCUCCUCCU